Messenger RNA from Prorocentrum cordatum, 1305 nucleotides. NCBI's taxonomy places the organism in Eukaryota, Dinophyceae, Prorocentrales, Prorocentraceae. The record is from the annotation of a GenBank genome assembly.
CGAAAGCUCCGCUGCAGCACGGCUGCGCAAGGUCGGUGUCGUGAGCUGCUUUGCAGCGCGCCGCGGAGGUCUGGGUCCCCCCCCCGCGGGCCACCGAGCGUGGCGACGAGCACCCCCUGCGGCGCGGGCGCGAUGCCGGCCACGCUGGGCGUCGUGGGCAGCGCCACGGGGCGGGUUGAGCACCAGAGGGGUCACCGGCUGCUCCUGGAAUGGUGGGAGGCCGGCGUGGGCGUCGGCACCAUCGGCGCCGCCCUCGUGCGCGGGCUGUGCAGCGGGCCCGGCGGGCCCGAGCUCGUGGUCCUCUCGCCGCGGGGCGCCGGCAGGGCCGCCGAGCUCGCCGCGGAGUUCCCGGGCACCGUGCGCGUCGCCAGCAGCAACCAGGCCGAGGAGGUCCUGCGCGCCCUGUCGUUCCGCCCCGGACAGCAGGUGCUGAGCCUGGUGUCCACGCUGGGGCUGGCGCGCCUGGGCGAGCUGGCGUCACCCGCGGCGGACUGCGCCGUCGGCAUGCCUCUGCCCGCGGUCGCCGGGCGCCGUGGGACCACGCUGCUCGUGCCGGCGAGGCCCUUCGCGGAGGCGCUGUUCGCGGCGGUGGGCUCCUGCGUGCCGGUGGAGACGGAGCAGGAGUUCAAGCACAUGCAGGUCGUCACCGCGCUGAUGGGGGAUUUCUAUCCAGCGCGUCAGCUCACCGUGCAGCACUGGCUCGCGUCGCGCGGGGUGCCCGAGAGCCGUGCCGCGGAGUACGUCGGCGCACUGUUCGCCACUAUGGCGUCGGACAGCGCCGCGCUCCAGCCUGACACGCUGGAGCGGCUGAUCGGGGAGCAGACGCCCGGCGGCAUCAACGAGAUGGUGUGGAAGCAGCAGGACGCCGACGGCAGCUACGCGUCGCUGGAGUCCUCGAUGGAGGCGGUGCACCGCCGCCUGACCGCGGCCAUGGCCGCCCCCGCCGCCGACCGCGGCGCGGCGGACGGCGCCGUCGCCGACGCGGCCCUGCGCGCCCGCGGCGGCGCGCGCCGGCGCCGCGCGGGCGGCGGCUCCGCCCCGCUCGGGCGGCCUCGCCGGCGCUGCUCGGCGGUGCUGGCGCCCCUCCUCGCAGCGUGCGCGGGCGCGGCCGCGCGCGGCGGCCGCCGCGGCAGCUGCCCGGCGGCCCCGCGCGGCGCGGCCGGCGUGCCCCCCGGGCCGCGCCGCGCCGCGACGCGGGCCGUGCUCGGGUACGGGCUGCGGCAGUGGCCCGAGCUGUGGCGUGGGCGGCCUCGGGCGCCCGCCGCGGGUGCCCACCUCGUGCUCGGCGCUGCGGGGCUGGCGUGA